AUGGUAAGCAAUCGGCGUCGCCCAUGGACACCCGCCACAAAGAAGGAGUUACGAGUGCGUUGCCAACCUUUUAAGGAUUGGGAUUUUGGGGAUUUUGGGACUGGGAAGGGAUUGGUGUAUGGGAAGGAUUGGGCCUCCGGUAACCUCACUUACACGGCGAAACACAAGGUUGUGGUUGUUUCACGCCGGUUUUCUGUGAGGCCGUGGUAUCACGCCGGCCGAGCCGACCCAUUCGAGCCGAAGCAUGGCUCUCCCACUUCGGUGGCCGUCGCGGUGGUUCGUCGAGGAUCAGUUUUGGCAAACUCAAAAAAAGAAAAGAAUGACGAAACAACAGUAAAGCCACAUCAUUCUAAACAUCACUCGAAGAGUGCCAAUACAUCUAUAGCUGAUGUAGAAGAAAUAGCGGAUGAAGGUUGGGAUUACGAAAACACUACUACUGUAGAUGCUAGGAGAAUUCUAUUCAGUAAGAGAACCGAGAAGGGAAAACGACCUUACAUGGUAUAUCUCCAACUAACAAAAGAAUCUGCCAAAGUUCACAAGUAUAGAGGCUGGUUGUGUGGUGGUGUGAUCGUGCAUCCCUUCUACGUGCUAACUUCAGCCGCCUGCGUUGAAGACGCCGACAGAUUCUACAUUGUCUCCGGAACUACUAAAUACGUAGAUAGCUUCGAUUACAAGAAUGACGAAUGCGUUUGUAAACAUCGGCGAAAAGUUGUAUGGAAAUGUAUACCCAAGAAUUACAAAUUCGACUUCCAAGACAGUAUUAAAUGGUCAUCGAACGAUAUCGCUAUAGUUAAAGUAGAUAAAGCCUUCAAAUUUGGUGUCCAAGAAAAGGGAUGCGAAUUCGCCACUGAUCUCAUUAUGUAUAACAACGUCAGUAGAGAAAUGGAAAAGCCUGGAACCAAAGGUUGGAUCGCUGGAUGGGGUAGCGGUAAUAACUUCAGAGAGGGUGUUUACCGACGUUCGAAAGACCAUAUGCCGAAAAACAAUAAGUGCCUCCAAGAAGCCAAAGUCUGUGUGAUGGACAACGAGCAAUGUGCGAAGAAAUGGGCCCAAAGAUUUAGGGAAAUUAUAACACAGUACAUGAUCUGUACCAAAGACGUCAUGAAACGGCUAAGUGAAUUAUGUGAUAAAAGAUACGCUAAUUGCACGGACGUGGGAUCCCGCCGAGAUUUAGAAGUUCCUACUAAAACCGUAAAUGUUGACUUGGGACGACAUCUUAGAGACCCUGACGAUUAUACAGCGAGAAGAGCAUCAAUGCAAGGAGGUUUUUGUGAGAACGACCACGGUGGACCUUUGAUCGUAAGAUACCAAGGCAAAGAACGAGUUAUCGGAGUAAUUUCAGCUUGUAAGAUUGACCCUAAAACUCACAGCUGCCACGGACCCUUCUUGUACACAUCUAUUUAUAGGAAUCGUCAGUUCAUAUCUUGUGCUAUUCACAAAGAGGUUGAAGAGAACUGUAGAAGAGUAUUCCGUUCUGGUAUAACUCAUGAAGAGUGGUCGGUAACUUGGGAUAAUGUUGAUGAAGAUGACGAUUCUGUGAAUGACACCCCAGUUAACAGCGACAAGGAAAAAAAUUCAGCGACUGAAAAAUCAAAAACUAAGAAAGAAGACAAGGAAUCAAGUUCGGAAACAGAGACAGAAGAGGUGCUGGCAACUACGGAAAAAACAGUAGAAGAGAAGCAUGAAAAAACCGAAAAACACAAAAAGAAGCAAAAGUCUAAGAAACAAAAAGCAAAAGUAGAAGUCGCAGAAGAUAAAGUCGGAACGAGUAGUCAGAAGCCUGUGCCUAAAGAAGAUAAGGAAGGUUCAGUAGAGAUUCAGGUGAGGGGUCAACUUAAGCCAGACCCGGCUUCGUAUGAGUCAAGCCCUGAUGAUAAUGUUAACGAUCCAGACAACGAAUAA
Spodoptera exigua (beet armyworm) is the source of this 1902-nucleotide messenger RNA. NCBI's taxonomy places the organism in Eukaryota, Metazoa, Arthropoda, Insecta, Lepidoptera, Noctuidae. The record is from the annotation of a GenBank genome assembly.